CGCUCCUGAAUGAACGGCUCCCUGCUCACCCCGCACCUCCUCCCGGCUCCCGGCUCCCGCCUCCCUCCCGCCACUCGCCGGUGUCGCUUCGAGGCGCAGCCAGUUUCUAUAGCGACGGCGCUGAUCCGCGGCUCUUCCGAGUAGUAACAAAGCCGGCUGCCCGCCGCCGCGCCGGGGCUGAGGGGACGAGGCUCCCUUUCCCGAAGACACGCCGCCCGCCUGCAGCUCCCCAGACAGGACAAAGAGAGAACAGAGAACAUACCAACAAUGAAUCAUCUGGUUUUGUCAUCAGACAUUCAGAUGCUUUGGUGACGGAUGGAUGGACAGAUGAAUAGAUCAAGCCCAAAGCUGUAAGCCAGCUUGGCAGCUGGCAGAUGGAUGCCUGGCUCAGAGUACAGGACAUGCAGUACACAAUCCCUAGCAGAAGCUGAAAAUGGAUGAUGUCUACUGAUGCUUUUCAGCAAAAUCAUCUCCUCUUUUCCUGUUUGAAAUGGGUGAUACGAUCAUCAGGAAAAAGUUCUAAAAUAAGCCUGAGUGACCUCUUCAUCCCUUGACUCCUCUUUCUGCAAAUCUAAAAACCACCAGAAGAAAUGACCAGUCAACUACCAGAGGAGUCUGUGGAGACCCAGAGCUCAGAUGAGCUUGAGUGCAAGAUCUGCUACAACCGCUAUAACCUGCGGCAGAGAAAACCAAAAGUGCUGGAGUGCUGUCACAGAGUAUGUGCCAAAUGCCUUUGCAAGAUCAUAGACUUCGGUGAUUCCCCACAAGGAGUCAUAGUAUGCCCAUUCUGCAGGUUUGAAACGUGCUUGCCAGACGAGGAGGUCAGUAGUCUUCCUGAUGACAACAACAUCCUUCUGAAUUUAGCUUGUGGGGGAAAGGGAAAGAAGUGCCUGCCAGACAACCCAACAGAACUGUUGCUGACUCCUAAAAGGUUGGCAUCUCUGGUUAGCCCUUCUCACACCUCUUCUAAUUGCCUGGUUAUAACAAUCAUGGAAGUACAAAGAGAAAGUCCACAGACGCUGAACUCAACCCCUGUGGUGGAAUUUUACAGGCCUACGAGUUUUGACUCUGUUGCAACUGUGUCGCACAACUGGACAGUGUGGAACUGCACAUCUUUGCUCUUCCAGACCUCAAUUCGGGUGCUAGUGUGGUUGCUAGGGUUGCUGUACUUUAGUUCCUUGCCUUUAGGGAUUUAUUUACUGGUAUCUAAGAAGGUCACCCUUGGGGUUGUCUUUGUAAGCCUUGUUCCUUCGAGCCUUGUUAUUCUCAUGGUUUAUGGCUUUUGCCAGUGUGUUUGCCAUGAAGUUCUAGACUGCAUGUCUUCUUGAUAACAAAUACAGUAAAAUAAGAUGUAUUGCCACGUGUGUAGCAUAGUUGAUUUAUCCUGUCUUUGUGUUCUUAUUUAUUCUUACUGUUCAUCCUCCUAAAUAGAAGCAGUGGCCCUAUGGUCCUUUUUUUCAACCGGAUUCGAUCCCACACCCCACCCCUCUUUUUUUUUAAGCUAAAUAAUGGGAAUGAAAUUUCCAUGCAGAUUUUAAAAGUCUGAGUUGUAGAAAGAGAUAAAGCAAAAUUGCCAAACUUGGUGCCUGCUGCUGCUGCCACUAUUCAAAUGAGUAGCCCUUUGCUUUCUGUUGGCUUUUCAUGUCAGUCAAGGCUGCAGGGUCCACCCUGGAAGAAAUGAGUAUAACAGGCACCUUCCAGGUCAAAGUACAGCAUCUCUUCAUCCAGAGCAUCUCAUGCUUUGGGCUGUCAGUUAUUUAUCAUGCAUUAUCAUUUAUAGCAACUGAAAUCACUUUGUUAGUGAAUAUUAUAAGAAGACAAGCUACCAUUGCUUUUGUCAGUUCUUGUAGCAAAAACAUUUGUGGGAGGCCAAUGGUUACAGAUUUUUUUACGUUUUGUGACAUGAGGAAUCUUUUUUUCACCGUGCUAAAAACAUGUCUCCAAAACGCUUGCCCCAAACACUUUCCCCAAACAGAAGCCCACUUUACUUGUCAUAUAUUGGCUCCCUCUGAAAUACUCCUGCUAAUGAGUAUUCCAGGGAUGCAGCCACACGUUUGCUCUUCUCUAGGUGUGCUCAUUUCAGUGUGCAUACACCUUAGGCUUCCCUCUGAGGGUUCAGAGCUCUGCAGACUUCUCUAGCUAUGGUCAGUUAUGCUUACCCUCCCACCCAGCAUUUCCACCACCAUACCACAUUUCCAACCCAUUAGUCCUCCUAACAAAUUGCCUGACCAACUGUGUGCACACCUACUCUGUGGUAGCUACACUGGAGA
Molecule: messenger RNA, 2270 nt
Organism: Falco peregrinus (peregrine falcon)
Lineage: Eukaryota; Metazoa; Chordata; Aves; Falconiformes; Falconidae
Gene: RNF182
Product: ring finger protein 182
Exons: 3
Coding region: 591-1328 (245 amino acids)
Source: RefSeq, a predicted model, not a curated record